This is a messenger RNA of Lycium ferocissimum, 3862 nucleotides long. RefSeq names its product pentatricopeptide repeat-containing protein At4g02750. The transcript is spliced from 2 exons. NCBI's taxonomy places the organism in Eukaryota, Viridiplantae, Streptophyta, Magnoliopsida, Solanales, Solanaceae. Gene Ontology annotation, molecular function: zinc ion binding; RNA binding; protein binding. The coding region runs from base 83 to 2419 and encodes 778 amino acids. The record is from RefSeq and is a predicted model, not a curated record. Gene Ontology annotation, biological process: RNA modification.
UUAAAGACGGCCCAUCAUCUAAUUAGUACAUGUGCAGCUACCUCCCGCCAAAGUAUACAAGAAUUUGAAAACAAUGAUCUAAAUGUCUAAACCAAUCAUACAAGUUGUCAAAAUGCGCUUCAGAAGAUUGCACAGCACUUGUACGCAUUCACUACCAAACCAACAGGCCAACCAUCUCAAACCAGAAUUACCACGCAGUAAACAUCCCAAAUUACCCAACGGUAAACCACCUGUGAAGUCAACAAAAGUCAAUAGCUCAGAUAUAGUGCAAUGGAACAGAUCAAUCACCCAACACAUGCGACAAGGCGAAUGCGAUUCCGCGUUGCGCUUAUUCAAUUCAAUGCCUGCCAAGUCAUGCGUAUCCUGGAACGCCAUGAUUUCAGGGUAUUUGUUGAAUGGCAGAUUGGACAUUGCUCAGAAGUUGUUCGACGAAAUGCCUCAAAGAGACUUGGUAUCCUGGAACAUUAUGCUUAGUGGGUAUAUUAAAAAUAAGAAUUUUGGGGCUGCUAGGAUGUUGUUUGAUCAAAUGCCUGUUAGAGAUGUAGUGUCGUGGAAUGCAUUGCUUUCCGGGUAUGCCCAGAAUGGGUAUGUUGAUGAUGCUAAAAGGAUCUUUGUAAUGAUGCCUGUGAAGAAUGAGAUUUCUUGGAAUGGACUUUUGGCUACGUAUGUUCAGAAUGGAAGGAUUGAUGAGGCGAGGAAAUUGUUUGAGUCGAAGGAUGAUUGGCCGUUGGUUUCUUGGAAUUGUUUGUUGGGUGGGUAUUUGAAAAAGAGGAUGUUGGUUGAGGCAAGAUUGAUUUUUGAUCAAAUGCCUGUUAAGGAUAAGGUCUCGUGGAACACAAUAAUUUCUUGUUAUGCCCAGAAUGAUAAUUUGGAGGAAGCAAGGAAGUUAUUUGAUGAGUCCCCUAUUAAAGACGUGUUUACAUGGACUUCAAUGCUUUCUGGUUAUGUACAGAAUGGGAUGGUAGAUGAGGCUAGGAGGAUCUUCGAUGAGAUGCCAGAGAAGAAUGAGGUUUCGUGGAAUGCAAUGAUUGCAGGAUAUGUGCAGUCUAAUAAAAUGGACUUGGCGAGGGAAUUCUUUGAGGCAAUGCCUUGUAAGAACAUCAGCUCUUGGAAUACAAUGAUAACAGGUUAUGCUCAAAAUGGGGAUAUCACGAGUGCCAGAAAUUUGUUUGAUUGUAUGCCUAAUCGUGAUUGCAUCUCUUGGGCAGCAAUUAUUGGUGGAUAUGCUCAACGUGGCAAUAGCGAAGAGGCAUUGCGCAUGUUUGUUGAAAUGAAGAAAGAUGGCGGGAGGAUAAAUAGGUCGGCAUUUACUUGCGUUUUGAGUACAUCUGCUGACAUUGCUGCAUUCGAGUUUGGGAAGCAAAUACAUGGACGACUCAUCAAGGCUGGAUAUCACACUGGGUGCUACGUCGGAAAUGCACUCCUAUCAAUGUACUGUAAGUGUGGAAGUAUUGACGAAGGAUAUGACGUGUUCAAGGAAAUAGCGGAGAAGGAUGCUGUCUCUUGGAAUACCAUGAUCAUUGGUUAUGCAAGGCAUGGUUUUGGCAAACAAGCUCUUAGACUAUUCGAAUCAAUGAAAGAAGCGGGUAUCAGACCAGAUGAUGUUACCAUGGUUGGCGUAUUAUCUGCUUGCGGCCAUACCGGCUUGAUUGACAAGGGCAUGGAAUACUUUUACUCAAUGGCCCGAGAUUUUGGAAUAACUACAAAUCCAAGGCAUUAUACUUGCAUGAUUGACCUUCUAGGUCGAGCUGGGCGACUGGAUGAUGCUCAAAAUUUAAUGAAGGACAUGCCUUGUGAACCAGAUGCUGCAACUUGGGGUGCUCUCCUUGGGGCGAGUAGGAUUCAUGGAAACACUGAAUUAGGAGAAAAGGCUGCUGAAAUGAUUUUCAGAUUAGAACCUUGGAAUGCAGGGAUGUAUGUCCUUCUCUCAAAUUUAUAUGCAGCUUCUGGCAGAUGGCGUGACGUUAGCAAGAUGAGAUUAAAAAUGAGGGAUACAGGUGUAAGGAAAAUGCCUGGUUACAGCUGGGUUGAGGUGCAAAAUCAGAUACAUCUUUUUUCAGUUGGGGAUACCAUGCAUCCAGACAGCAAGAGAAUAUAUGCUUUCUUGGAAGAGUUAGAGUUACUAAUGAAGAAGGAGGGUUAUGUCUCUGCCACAAAAUUGGUCCUGCAUGAUGUGGAUGAAGAGGAGAAGGCACACAUGCUCAAGUAUCAUAGCGAAAAAUUAGCCGUUGCCUUUGCAAUUCUGAAUGUACCGUCUGGGAGACCAAUUCGUGUGAUGAAAAAUUUAAGGGUUUGUGGGGAUUGUCAUACUGCAAUCAAACUCAUAUCAAAGAUUGUGGGUAGAUUGAUAAUUAUUCGGGAUAAUAACCGUUUUCAUCACUUCAGUGGAGGUGUUUGCUCCUGUGGAGACUAUUGGUAGUACUAGAGUGUGAAAGUAUACCAAUUAGAUUUCAGCUGCUGUAAUACUUAGCUAUUCUGCUGCCCUUCUCCAUACCUGUUGAGCAUUUCCUGUAGUUAUUGAACACGGGGAAGCAAAGCACAAGCACUUGCUUUUUGGUUCUGCCUCUAUUCAGGAUACAUGAGAAACUGUUAUCUUAAGCAACACCACAGAAGAGGGAUAAGUAAAUAAUCCCUUUCUUGUUGUUUGGUGAAUUUGGUGUGUAUAAACUGUGAUCUCCUCAUUGAUGUUGGUAAAAAGGAGAGAUGCUGAGAUAUCUGGCCCAUAAUCCUUGCAUUUAAGCACCAUAGAACAAAAGGAGGAGUAAUACUUGCCUUAAGUUUAUCAGAGAUCGGGUAGUCAGAAUAGAGUCAGGUGACUGUGUAGCCUACACAGUGUAGGAGGGGUCUCGCAGUUGUGCCUCUAAAUAAGUCAAGUACCACUUCCGGGGUACUGACUCUUUGGUCCUCUGUUCUCUGGUGAGAGAUUCUUGACCGGCUUAUUCGACCUGUCUGGCCCAAACGUAUGACAGUGACUGUUUGUCAGGUAUCAUAAACCUUAAAUCUGCUCUACACGAACCUCACUGACUAAUUGCCUACUUCUUUGAGCACCACUAGGUAAGAGAUAUUGAUAUUAUUGUGGCCAAGUAUUUACAUAGUGGAACUUUCCUCAAAAUGUCGCUUACUAACAUAACUUAUGCUAUCUAAGAUUAUCCUGGCCCUAAGUUAACCUCAUUUGCGGCCACAACAAGAUAUGGCGAAGUGCACGUGUUGUAUGACUAGACAAUCACCAAACUCAGUUCAAUGGGUACUGGUAUCCUUAUGAGUUUUUGAGAGCAAUAGGUAAGAAAGUUUCUUUCAUCCUCGAUUCCUCUUGCUAUGAUCUAUCUCGGGUGAGAUUCACUUAAAAGUAUAAUUUGUUACUCUGUUCAAAGCAGUGAUAGCAUUUAGUCUCUGUCAUUUGUAGUGUUUGAGUUUCUAAACUAGUUACAUUCAGUUUCAGCUUUCAGGAAGAAGGUAUAAUUCGACAGACUGAACAGAAUGGUGGAAAAAGCCACAUUGCCUGAAGGUAGAAAAUACUUUGAUCAGUUAAGUGGAUCCAAUGGGAAGUUUUUGGGUGUGGUUGUGAACAUAUAUCUGCUCCAUUCACUUUUGUCAUUCCAUUCAUAGGAGUAAUCAUUUAUCCUGACAUAUUAAGGUGGGAUAGUAGUCAAGUGGAUGCUGGAGUAAACCAACUCUACGAUAUAGCAAGACAUAAUCAAGAAGCAAUUGUCUAGUUCGGAAUCUCCGCUUAGCCCUUCAAUAACUACUAGGCAAUGGAGAGCUUCUUUGAUGAUUUUGGCUGGUAAUGUUUUUCCAGUUCCCAAUACAAUUCAGAAAGAGUUAACUAUGAACCUAUUUGGAUGGCUUAAAAAAAGCAACUUAU